AUGCGCACCUCACGAACAUCACAAGAAACGACUGAAAUACUACAAGCGCUGUCACCCCGUCGCACGCGCGGUUCCGCGAAUCUGAACCUCCAGCGCUUCGCGUACGACAAUCCGCGCGAAAUCAAAGAUGAGGACGUCUCGUCGCUUUCGUCGGUGAAUACCGUUGACAUCGAGGAUAUUCUCGAGCCGCCCACGAAACGGCGAAAAGCCGCCCCUGCACCCGCACCGGCGCCAGCACGCGCUCAAAAAACAAACGAAGCGCCACCACCAACCAAACGAACCCGCCGAACCCCAGCGCGAAAAAUCAAGACCGAUGGAGCCACAACAGUCCAACCGCCCUCCGACUGGGAGACGAUCUAUAAUACCGUCAAGAAAAUGCGGGCGAUGAAUCCAACCGCGCCGGUGGAUACGAUGGGAUGCGCGGAGUUGUAUUGGCGGGCGUCGUCGGUGAAGGAGCAGCGGUUUCAUAUUUUGAUUGCGUUGAUGUUGUCAUCGCAGACGAAGGAUACUGUUACUGCUGUUGCGAUGGGGAGGUUGCAUACUGAGUUGGGGGUUGAUGCGAUAAAGACGGAGGACGACGUUAAGAAAGAGGAAGACAUCGAGGACGGAAUAAAGACAGAGGACAUCAAGAAAGAGGACGGUGAAGAAAAGCAGGCCAGCACCCUAACUCUGAAAAACAUUCUAGCCGUCAGCCCACAACGCCUUAACGAACUCAUCCGCACCGUCGGCUUCCACAACAACAAAACCAAAUACAUCAAAGCCACAGCCCAAAUCCUCCACGACAAAUUCAACUCCGACAUCCCUUCCACCGCCCCGGAACUAAUGUCCCUCCCCGGCGUAGGCCCCAAAAUGGCCUAUCUCUGCAUGAGCGCCGCCUGGGGAAAACAUGACGGUAUAGGCGUUGACGUGCAUGUCCAUCGUAUAACGAAUCUCUGGGGAUGGCAUAAGACCAAGAACCCUGAAGAAACGAGGGCUGCGCUGGAAUCAUGGCUGCCACGAGAUAAGUGGCAUGAGAUUAACAAGUUGUUGGUUGGACUGGGGCAGACGGUUUGUUUGCCUGUUGGGCGUAGAUGUGGAGAGUGUGAUUUGGCUGGGACGAAGCUUUGUAAGAGUGAAGUUAGAGGUAAAUAGCUGGCAUUUAGCAUUGAUGGUGAUAGUGGUGACCGUAAGUGUAUACAGAGCCUUAAAGGGUAGUGAAUAUCACGGGACCUUUGAGUGGGUUGAGCUUCCACUCACUCAACCUUUUAUGGCCUCAUGGCCUCCAUUGGCAUCUAUGUUCUAAC
Aspergillus glaucus CBS 516.65 is the source of this 1283-nucleotide messenger RNA. Its product is annotated as endonuclease III domain-containing protein. Gene Ontology annotation, biological process: nucleotide-excision repair; base-excision repair, AP site formation; base-excision repair. NCBI's taxonomy places the organism in Eukaryota, Fungi, Ascomycota, Eurotiomycetes, Eurotiales, Aspergillaceae. Gene Ontology annotation, cellular component: nucleus. The coding region runs from base 1 to 1131 and encodes 376 amino acids. The transcript is spliced from 2 exons. Gene Ontology annotation, molecular function: DNA binding; oxidized pyrimidine nucleobase lesion DNA N-glycosylase activity; DNA-(apurinic or apyrimidinic site) endonuclease activity. The record is from RefSeq and is a predicted model, not a curated record.